AUGAAAAAGACAUCGGGCGAUGAUGGAAAAGGUCAAUUGUCAGACAACAAAUUUUUGUCUUCAAAAGCUCUUGGAAAGGCCAAUGCAAUGUCUUCCGGUAAGAGCUCCAUGAAUGGGAAGAACAGUGUCGGGUAUCACACACAAAUCUCUGAUAUUUUGAACAGGCAUAGCUCUGAAACAAGUUCUAUUUCUACUAAUUUAAAGCGAAACGAGAAUCUACACUGUUCUCAAGACCAAGAGGCUAUGGUACUCAUUUUUCCAAUGCCAGAGCUUUAUUCGCGGGCCAGAGCACAAAAGGAUGAAAUCCUGCUUCUUCGUGAACAAAUUGCAAAUGCCAGCAUUAAGGAAGUGCAGCUGUUGAAAGAAAAUUCUACAUUGGAAAGGAAGUUUGCUGAGUUGCGAAUGGCUCUAGAUGAGAAGCAAGGCGAAGUCAUAAGUUCUGCAUCAAAUGAAUUGGUACGUAGAAAAGGUGACCUCGAAGAAAAUAUAAGAUUGGCUCAUGAGUUGAAGGUUGCAGAGGAGGAGCGAUAUGUCUUCAUGUCUUCCAUACAGGGCUUAUUGGCUGAAUAUGGAGUUUGGCCUCGUGUUAACAAUGCCUCUACUCUUUCCAACAGUGUAAUGCACUUGCAUGAUCAACUGCAGUUGAAGAUUAGAACUUCACAUGCUUUGUUUGUCCUUCUGCUUAACCUGGUAGUCAAUCUACAAGAUCUUGUUAAGGCACCUUGCCUUUUGCCAGCCUCAACAAAAGGCGGUAUUGUCGACUACAAGAAGUUCAUCUAA
Ilex paraguariensis (yerba mate) is the source of this 780-nucleotide messenger RNA. The record is from the annotation of a GenBank genome assembly. NCBI's taxonomy places the organism in Eukaryota, Viridiplantae, Streptophyta, Magnoliopsida, Aquifoliales, Aquifoliaceae.